This is a messenger RNA of Danio aesculapii, 4602 nucleotides long. RefSeq names its product monocyte to macrophage differentiation factor 2. Gene Ontology annotation, molecular function: pore-forming activity. Gene Ontology annotation, cellular component: membrane. The record is from RefSeq and is a predicted model, not a curated record. Bases 1392 to 2093 code for a protein of 233 amino acids. NCBI's taxonomy places the organism in Eukaryota, Metazoa, Chordata, Actinopteri, Cypriniformes, Danionidae. The transcript has 13 exons.
AGCCCUCCCUCUUUGUUCAGCGAUGUCGUGGUCUAAGAUGGUUCUUCCAUCGGAAUUUCGCUUUAUGGGUGCAAACAUAGUUUGCAGUCUGUCUCGCGGUGGAGGAAGUGGAGAGAAACAUGUCCCUGGAUGAUUUUCGCCAUUGUAGUUUGUCCCCCAUCUGCAUUGAUCGCGGAGAGUUGUCGUUCUUGUUGAUGGACGUGCAGAAAACUGCCACGCCGGAUUUGCACCAUUGUCAUUUGUACAUGUUCAACAUCUGCAAUUUCAUCUUGAAUCAAAUUGAACAUGAAGCGUUGGUGCAGUUCUUAUAGAUGGAAGUGCAGAUCCAGAUCCAAAUCUGCAUUUGCAUCUCGCAAGUCUAAUUGAACAUUAGGGGUUUCAUGGAUUAAUCUGAAGUUCCCAACUGGAAGGGUUUUUCAAGAGAUAUGGGAAGACCAAGAAGUCAGUUUGGAGAUCUGCAGUUUGGAAUAUGAAGUCCUGUUCCACAGAUUGCAAUGUUGGAAAAGAUGUAUAUUUUUAGUCAAAUGUUUUGUAUGUUUGAGUAUUGUUGUUUUUAAUGCUAAAUAUAUGCAUUGUUUCUAUAAAGCUUUGCAUCUUCAAUACAGUUCAGUGUAUCUGGUUGUUUUGUAUGAUGUAUUGAGCUGUAGGGCAUGUCAUGAUUUGCCGAGUACGGUGCGAUCCUGAAUUAACAUCCAUGUUCGUCCGUAAUCCAUACCUAUUCCCUUCCCCUAAUCCGAACCAUAACUAUAAGUCACUCCAGAAAUCAAAGGGGAGUGAUGGUUGCAUAAAUCAUAUGUGCUUUAACCAAACCUUAAGCCUGAACUUAAACCAUAAACUUGUAGUUUAAUUCUGAUUGGAAUGUUAUUUCAGGAUCAACAUCGAUGUUAAUCCAGGAACAUAAGGUCAGGUUGGUGUGAAGUCAACCUGAAAGUUCCAUUAGUUUGUACCCAAAUGAUGGUGGUUGAUUCCAUUACAAAUCAAUCCAUUUCUGUAAUGUUUACAAAGCGAUUAAACAUGGGAGUUCUAGUAAAUUUGAAACCGCUUCAAUCCAGAUUUCACUUGAAGUUCAGUGUAGUACGAGUCCCAUUUAAUACCUCCGUUUGCACAAUACAAGUUCAUGCCGUUUUAACGCAUUAUACAAACCCUCCACCAACCUACACGGAUGAUCCACUUCAGACGUUUGUGACUGCAGGGAGACCCGUUACAUGCGCUCCACUUACGGAUUAUUGCUCGUAAUGAUCGCGCUGUUGUGUAGUUCAUCACUCGGAUGAUGUUCCAGAGCUUGUGCAUCUAAUCAGUCUGUCGCUCAAAGAAGACUCCGAUAAGCUCAAACUGCAUUUCUCCGACGUUUUCAUCUAGACUCGUCUAACUGUCGUAUUGCACGCGUUUAAAUGAAACUUGUAAGGUUUAUGAACAAUCGUGCACCUUAUAAUAAGAGAUAUCAGCCAACGGAAUAUGAGCACGCUGCUAACUGUGCCACACAUGCUCUCUGGAUCAUUCCCAGCAUUGUGGGUGGGAUCUUACUGUACUUCUUAUCCGAUGACCACUGGGAGGAGAUUUCAGCAUGGCUGUAUGGGGCAGGACUAUCAAGCCUGUUCAUCAUAUCCACAGUUUUCCACACCGUCUCCUGGAAAAAGAGCCAUCUCCGAUCAGUCGAACACUGUUUCCACAUGUGCGACAGGAUGGUGAUCUAUUUCUUCAUUGCAGCAUCCUACACACCUUGGCUCACGCUGCGGGAUCUGGGUCCAUGGGCUGCCCACAUGCGUUGGGUUGUCUGGGUGAUGGCCUCUGGAGGAACUGCUUAUGUCUUCUUCUUCCAUGAAAGGUUUAAAGUUGUAGAGCUUAUCUGUUACACAGCAAUGGGGGUUUUUCCCGCUCUUGUCAUCCUCUCUAUGGCAGACAGGUCAGGUCUGUGUGAGCUUCUUCUUGGUGGCGGGUGUUAUGUGCUGGGCAUGGCGUUCUUUAAAAGUGAUGGAAUUGUGCCCUUUGCUCACGCUAUAUGGCAUUUGUUUGUUGCAAUGGGAGCUGGCAUCCAUUACUAUGCCAUCUGGAAGUACCUGUACACACCUGUCAAUCAACCAACCAGUCUUUAACUAGCACAGACAUUACAACUAGCCUUUGUGAGACUGCAGGCAUUUUGGACCUGAAGCCGUGUGCUAUCCUGAGACUGAUAAAGGAUCCAGUCUAUGGACGCGUUGCGUAAAGGUUUACAAUUUUCUUUUUUUUCCAAAUGUAAAAUCACUGCCAGAUCUUUUGUAAACACACUCAUCCUGGAUAGUAACUACUUGACUACAGUUUUAAGGUGUAGUGUUUUUAAACUGAGACAUUCUGCCACUGCCAUUAUGGAGAUAAUCAUAUUUCUUUCACGUAUUUCGUAUUACUGUGCGCAGUAUCAGUUCUUCAUGCUUCUAGUAAAAUGCUAGUCUGUUAUGUGUUUUUGGAUGUGUAAUGUCUUUGGAAAAUGCCACAAGUGCUUAAUGAGAGUAUCCAGGGAGACACAUGACUGGACAGGUCACUUCAUUCCAUAGCUAGGUUUUCUUUUUACUUUGGGUAAAUGCAUUUUGGAUUUAAUUACAGAAAGCUACAUUAGAGACUUUUUACAGUCUGCAAGUUGAAAGGUUUUCUUUUCUUAGAUUUUUCUAUUAUUUAUUUAUUCAUUUUUUGGGUCGCACUUUACAAUAAGGUGAACAUUAGUUAAUGUAUUAUCUCACGGCUGGUCCCUAGUUAAAUACGACUCAUGAUCCUAAGACAACAUAACAUAAGUUAACAAUGGCCAAUGUGCUCCAACUAAAUUAUAUACUAACAUAACGUAAUCUGGCGAUGCAGUGGCGCAGUAGGUAGUGCUGUUGCCUCACAGCAAGAAGGUCGCUGGUUCGAGCCUCCGAUUUCCCCCACAGUCCAAGACAUGCGGUACAGGUGAAUUGGGUAGGCUAAAUUGUCCGUAGUGUAUGUGUAUGAAUGAGUGUGUAUGGAUGUUUCCCAGAGAUGGGUUGCAGCUGGAAAGGCAUCCGCUGUGUAAAACAUAUGCUGGAUAAGUUGCCGGUUCAUUCCGCUGUGGUGACCCCGGAUUAAUAAAGGGACUAAGCCGAAAAGAAAAUGAAUGAAUGAAUAACGUAAUCAGCAACAUAAUGCAAAAUGACAAGAGAUGGGGAGUCCAACAACAUAAUAAAUAACAACCAAACAAACCUAAAGCAGGUUGGGACUCCCUACUCCAAACAAACAUAAAAAGAAAAGUAUAUAGGAGACCACAACAAUAAAGCCUGUGGUGGCGUGGAGGAAUGAGCGACUCUGAGACGUCCACUUUUAAAAGACUGACGUCACCAAAUCAACCAAUAGAAACUAAGAAGGGAAAAAGUCAAACAAGAUCAAAUGACUGUAAUAAUUACAGGCAGGAGUGAACGCUACACAUAACACGGCAAUUCGUAACUUUUAAAUUUAGUGGCUAAUUCAUAUGAAUUUGUACGAUCUUAUUCCUUGCUCUUCACCCAAUGUUGGGUUAGGGGCAAGGUUGGGUGUCAGGCCUCCUUUUUAAAAUCAUACAUUUUCAAUACAUUACAAAUCGUACGAAUUUGUACGAAUUAGCCACGAAACUGACAAAGUGAGAUCAGGCUGAUUUACUCACAAGAACCUAGUAUGAACUUGUACUGCAUUUAUUUACCAGUGUUGGAGGCAACGCAUUACAAGUAACGUGAGUUACGUAAUAAUAUUAAUUGUCUUAGUAAUGAGUAAAGUAGCGCAUUACAAACGCAUGAAAAAAAUGAAGUAAUAAUAUUUGAGUUACUUUUUUAAAAAUGUAACUUGAGUUACUUUUUAGAUUAAUUAAUAUGCUUUUAAAAAUAGUUUGCUGAAUUGUAAUCACGUUGAAUCACACUCAGUGAGAAAAUGAGCUCUCUGUGGGAACAGACAGAAACCAAGAUGGCAGAGCCUUACAUUUCUGUGAUGAAAGUAUUCUCAUUAUUCUAAACACAUUGAAGAGAAGGGGAUUAAAGUCUCAACGGACACUGAUUUUACUGAACUAAUAAGACAAAAAUACAAAAGUAGCAAACACAUUGCUUUCAACUUUCAUUAAUCUGUAUAUACGGCAUGUAUAGCGUCAGUAAGUUCUCAGAAGGUAACGUUAUUCAAUUGUUUUUUAAUUGUAAUUUUUUUUGAAAGGUAAAUGAAGGUGUUGGUUAUGCAGUGUGUCGUUAAAUGCAGAGAUCCUCUAUUUAAAAAAGAAAAAUACCCUGCAAGUUCUGAAAAAGAUCAAGGCAGGUAUGAAAAAGUAACUCCAAAGUAAAGUAACGCAUUACUUUCCAUAUAAAGUAACGCAGCUAGUUAUUUUGUGGGGAGUAACUCAAUAUCAUAAUGUAUUACUUUCAAAAAUAACUUUCCCCAACACUGUUGUUUAUCAUAGUUCAGCAUUUACUACUGUUUUAUUAAAAUCCACAUUCAUGCUUGUCAACAUUGGUUAAUGCGCCGUGAGUUAACGUGAACUAAGAAUGAAGGACUGUAUGUUCAAUAACUAACGUUAACUAACAUGAAGAAAUACUGUAAUAAGUGCACUGCUCAUUGUUUGUUCAUGUUAGUAAAUGCAUUAACAUUAACUUAAACAACCUUAUU